This is a messenger RNA of Solea senegalensis (Senegalese sole), 1664 nucleotides long. RefSeq lists its product as uncharacterized. NCBI's taxonomy places the organism in Eukaryota, Metazoa, Chordata, Actinopteri, Pleuronectiformes, Soleidae. The record is from RefSeq and is a predicted model, not a curated record. The coding region runs from base 260 to 1186 and encodes 308 amino acids. The transcript is spliced from 4 exons.
CUUCACAUUCUAUCCUCUAUCGGAGUUAUUCAAAUAAUGUCUUACAGAGCAAAGAAACGUUCAGUAAAAGUCUUCUUUCAUUAGUGUUUCAUUAGUUGUGUCUUCCUCCGCGACAAGAACAACACCGAGCAAUGGACACAUCAACGUAGAGGAGAUAAUAUGCGUUUUUCCUCAGUGCACUAGCAAACUAACAAACUAGCUUAGGUUAGCUUCGAGCGCACAGAUACAGCUGUUUCAGUAAGGUAGAAAACACAAGAACAUGUAUUUGUUCUACACAAUUAUUGCAGCAUUGGUUUCUUUUUUCGUUUUGAAAUGGAUGAAAAAGAGGAGGUAUUGCACUGACCUGAAAAGACUCGAUGGCAAAACAGUUCUCAUUACAGGUGGGAAUUCUGGUAUCGGCAAAGAGACAGCCGUUGCCUUGGCCAUGAGAGGAGCCCGUGUCAUCAUCGCUUGCAGAGACCAGGACAAAGCUGAGAAGGCUGUGAGAGAGAUCAAAUUUAAGAGUCACAGUCUGAACGUUGCUCACAUGGAGCUGGAUCUUGCCAACCUGCGCUCUGUGAGGGACUUCUGCAAGAGCUUCCUUCAGAGAGAGAAGAGCCUUGAUAUCCUGAUCAAUAACGCAGGUAUGCCCAGUGUCCUUGACUGGACAGACGAUGGCUUCAGCAUGUGUUUUGGCGUCAACCACUUGGGUCACUUCCUCCUUACCAAUCUCCUCCUGCCCCGUCUGAAAGAAUGUGCUCCCAGCCGGGUGAUCACCCUCACAUGCUCCAACUACAAAUACCAGAAGCUGGACUUCCAAGACCUCAACUACAACCUGCUGCCCUUCUUCACCUACUGCCGCAGCAAGCUGGCCAACAUCUACUUUAGUCAGGAACUGGCUCGCAUCACAGAAGGAAAAGAUAUCACCUGCUAUGCUGUGCACCCCGGUUUUGUCCAAAGUGGCUGGACGUGCCACUUCUCCAUCCUGUUCCGGAUGAUGAUGCAGGUGAUCAUGUGGAUGUUUUUUGUGCCGUGUGAGAUUGGAGCUCAGACUGUCAUCUACUGUGCCGUGUCAGACGAAGCGGCCAAACAUAGUGGCGGUUACUUUGUUGACUGCCGUCCUGCCACUCUGCGUCCUUUCGCUAGAGACGCUGGUGUGGCCAAGAAACUGUGGGAGGCCAGUGAGAGACUGGUAAAACUGGUUUGAUGCUAAAAGCUGAAGAAAAGUGGGUGUUUGUUCGUUUGUUUUCUGGUGUGUAAUUUAUGGCCAUCUUUUUUUUUUACUUUGACGUAUUUAUGUCUGAAAUAAAUGUUUUUGUUGUAUAAAAUCCAUUUAUUUUUCCCUUUUUUCCAUCAAGACAUUCUUUGGACAUUGUCAUUUUUUGUUUGUUUGCUUUCACAGUGAAAGAGCUUUGGUAUUUUUUAAUUCUCAAGAGGGAACUUGUCAUUCAAUAGAAUUAUAUUUCAUAAACAGUUGGAUUGAAUAACUUUGUAACUGACAUUAUACAAUAUCAAUGAAAUUCAGGUUUUAAUCUACUGUAUGCAUUUCUGUAGGGAAACUGUUGUUGCCACAUUAAUGUUUCUUUACAUGUUUUUUCACUCCACAGUAAACAAUUGUUUACAAUCAAUAAUUAAAAGCAUUACUGUCAAAGGUUAUAAUAAAGGGGCGUCCCACAGCCAAAUGA